AUGCGCGUGCCUCAUCUGCCUUCUGUGCUCCCCAACAUGGUGUACGUCGGAUACACCGCCUCACUUUCUCUCUCUGGCCUCUUCCCCGCCAUCACUUUCUUCUCCUGUUGCUCUAGCGAAGAGCACGACCGGACACGACUCGUUCAACGAAACCGCGUCGCAAACGGCAGCGUCUUUGACCUUUCUCGCCUCCCUUCCCUUCCCUCCCUUCUGUUUCUUCUGUGCGCCUCGCAGGCUUGCGCCAACCUUUCCUUCCUCGACCACCUCUCACACAAGCUCCACGCAUCGCCUCAGCGCCAGCGGAGAAUGCCGUUCUGGAAGAACUACAUUUAUACCAAGCCGGAGGUGGACGAUGACGAUUUGCCGCAGGCGGAGUACCGCUUAUUCGACGAUGAGGGCAGGAUGAUAGAUGACAACGUAGUGACGAUGGCCGUCACCGCGUGGCGCAGAUCAUCGACAUCCUCGAAAGCAUCUGCAAACGCGAAAAAAUCUCCACCUUUGUCGCAGAAAAAGCACGCGUCGCUGCUGAAGUCCGUCGGGGCCAAGCUGACGACUCCGGUGAAGGAGGCAGACUUGAAGGACUUUUCGCACUCUCCCAGCAAGGCCGCGUCUCACUCGCCACACGCCAGCAAGUUGGCAGCCAGAUUGCCGGCCGAGUCGCCGGCCCGUGCCAACUCGCCAGAGCCGCAGCUGGUGACUUCCGCGCGCAGCACGCCGCGCAAGGCAAGCCCGAAGAAGGCGCCGCCCAAGAAGAUCUCUCCCAAGAAGUCGUCAUCGAAGCAAUCCUCGCCGAAGAAGGCCGCCUCCCGAUCCCCGGCCCGCGCGCGCUCUCCUUCGCCGACGAAGCCCAAGUCGGCAGCAAAGACGUCAGCCCGCCGUCGGCGUUCGCGCUCCCGCUCGAACUCGCGGCGCAAGGCCGCGACAGCGCCCUCGAAAACGCCGAGCCCAAAGUGGACCCUUGCCGCGUUGAAGGAGUUCGCCAAGGACAACUCGAUUCAGCUGAAGGGGGUCAAGACAAAGGCUGACAUCCUCGGCGCCAUCCACGGCUCCCCGUAG
Molecule: messenger RNA, 1056 nt
Organism: Leishmania major strain Friedlin
Lineage: Eukaryota; Euglenozoa; Kinetoplastea; Trypanosomatida; Trypanosomatidae
Exons: 1
Coding region: 1-1056 (351 amino acids)
Source: RefSeq, a predicted model, not a curated record